This is a messenger RNA of Paramecium tetraurelia, 1428 nucleotides long. RefSeq lists its product as uncharacterized. Gene Ontology annotation, molecular function: RNA helicase activity; RNA binding; ATP binding. Lineage: Eukaryota; Ciliophora; Oligohymenophorea; Peniculida; Parameciidae. The record is from RefSeq and is a predicted model, not a curated record. Gene Ontology annotation, cellular component: ribonucleoprotein complex; nucleus; cytoplasm. The transcript is spliced from 3 exons.
AUGAUAAAUAAUUCACUAAGAAAAGCACUUAUCUAAUGCUUCAGUCCUUUGGGAUUAAGAGGUUCCCUAUACAGUUUCUCAUACUCAAAUAAUUAUAGAUAGCACUCCUCAAGAUCAUAGUAUACUGGAUCGUACCAUUAAAGAUCUCUGAUAUCAUUUGGGGAAUUUGCUCGACAUUGUGAAUUGUUAUCGAAAGAAGAAUAAAGUUAAAUCGUAAAAAAAUUAAAAUUGCUUCCUGAAGCUUCUUCUAAUGAUGUAAUGAACUUCAUCAAAGAAAACAAGAUACAGGGCAACAUUUUUAAUAUUGCUCAGAAUUUUGAUUUUCUUCCUCAAAAUCUUUAGGAAGCUUUAAAAGCAAAGAGCAUAACAUCUCCAUCUGCAAUUCAAUAAGCAAUCAUCCCAUUGAUCUUUGAGGGUCAUGAUGUGAUUGCAAUCGCAGAAACAGGAUCAGGUAAGACACUUGCUUAUGCUUUGCCUGGAAUAAUGCACAUGCAAGCUCAACCACAAAUCACUGGUCCAAGAAUAUUGGUUUUGGCUCCAACAAGAGAAUUGGCCUAGCAAAUUUAGACUCAAUAUGAUCUCUUUGUGAAAACCUGUUGUUUAUUUGGAGGAAUACAGAAACCUCUUCAAUAUUUUGCUAAACCGUAAACACCCAAAGUGAUUAUUGCCACUCCAGGGAGAUUACUAGAUUUUAUCAAAGAUGGCUUACCAUUGAAAUCAAUUACUUAGGUGGUUUUGGAUGAGGCUGAUAGAAUGUUGGAUAUGGGUUUUGAAGAUUAAAUACGUGAUGUUUUGAAAGAAGUCAGAAAAGAUAGACAAACAUUAUUCUUUAGUGCCACUUGGCCAAAGGAAGUGUAGAGAUUGGCAAAUAAUUUAUGCAAUGAAGAUCCAGUCUUUUUGCAAUUAGGAGAGAGAGGAUUGUCUGUGAAUAAGAAUAUCACUUAAAGUUUGAUAAUCUCUGGUGGAAAUAAGUUCGAAUAAUUAAUUGAAUACUUCAAUCAAAUCAAGGAUAAAAAGGUUUUGGUGUUUUGUUAAAAGAAAAUAGACACAUAAAAGCUUGAGUAUAAAUUAUCAUAGCAUGGAAUCAAUGCUAGAUAUUUACACGGAGAUUUAAGAUAAAAUCAGAGAGAUUUCAUCAUGUAAGAGUUUAGAGAUGGAAGUGCUAAAUGCUUAAUUACAACUAAUUUAGCUUCAAGAGGAUUAGAUGUUUCAGAUGUAGAUAUUGUGAUUAAUUAUGAUUUCCCUGAAAAUAUUGAAGAUUAUAUCCACAGAAUUGGCCGAACUGGUAGGGCUGGCAAGAAGGGAGAGGCUUUGAGCUUUAUUGAACCUAAUGAUUUGGACUCCAAACUCAAAGAUGAUCUCAUCAAAGUUUUUAAAUAAUCCUGUUAGGAGAUUCCAUCACAAUUAUAGAAACUCAAGGUGUAUUGA